Molecule: messenger RNA, 1086 nt
Organism: Coregonus sp. 'balchen'
Lineage: Eukaryota; Metazoa; Chordata; Actinopteri; Salmoniformes; Salmonidae
Source: the annotation of a GenBank genome assembly
AUGAAAUGCAUUUUUACGUCUAUCAAUGCUGACAAUGUACAUUUCGUUAUACCUUUGUCUGCUUCAGAUGGGAAAGGGAAGAAAAAAAAGAAAAGUUCAUCUUCCUUGUCAAGCUCUUCUUCAUCCUCAUCGUCCUCCUCAUCAAGUGAUGAAAAGGCCAAGAGGAAGGAAAAGAAAAGGAACAAAUUAAAGAAGAAGUUAAAGAAGAAAAGAAAGUUGAAGAAAGAGAUGAAAUUGGAGAAGAAGAAAAAUAAGAAGUUAAAGCAAUUGGAAGAAAGAAGAGCAUCCCUGCUUGUAGAUUUGAUGCCCCCUCCAGCCCCCCCUCAGGCUCAAGGCAGUGCCCCGCAGCCCUUCCUGGAGUUGUGGCAGAGUGAUGAUAGCACAGAAGAUCACGGACCAGGUAUGGUCAAUGAAAUCCAUUGGGAAUUUGCACCAGCAGUUGAGUUUAGACUUGUAGCUGUCUCACAUUUUGUCUUAUGUUGACAAUGGUUGGAUGUUUCUUUGUUACCUAGCUCAACAAGGAAUGGAAAAUGAACAUAAAGCUGAGCAGAUGGAUGGAUCUUUUGUUUUGUCCAUUCUUUAGCAAUGACAGAUGAGCAGAAAGCCAGGCUAUCCACCAAGCGGCCCCUAACAAAGGAGGAGUAUGAGGCUAAGCAGAGUGUCAUCCGCAGGGUGGUAGAUCCUGAGACUGGACGCACCAGGUACACCAACGCUAUAGACAACAUGAAUGUUCCCAUGGCAUCUAUGGCUCAGUAGUUUCUCUCUAUUCCUAUAUGGGCUGGGUGUGUGCUGGUUUUUAUUCCUUAUGUGUAUAAAGAAAAAUUAUAUUAUCUUUGUUUUUCAGGCUGAUAAGGGGAGAAGGAGAGAUCAUUGAGGAGAUUGUCAGUAGAGAGAGACACAAAGAGAUCAACAAGGUAAAUUGAAAACCAUCAAAGGCCAUGUAGCUGUGUGUGCUUUUGGGGGUUAAAAUGUUGUCCUUUACCCCCCCAAAAAAGCCUACCUAAUACCUACCCUCCAUUCUUGUCACAGCAAGCCACAAAGGGAGACGGAAACUCCUUUCAGAAGAAACUAGGAUUGAACAGGUAG